Messenger RNA from Electrophorus electricus (electric eel), 1002 nucleotides. NCBI's taxonomy places the organism in Eukaryota, Metazoa, Chordata, Actinopteri, Gymnotiformes, Gymnotidae. The record is from RefSeq and is a predicted model, not a curated record.
CAGUAUACCAGCUCCCUGGUGUUGCCUGCACACUGGAGCUACAGGGCUACUACCACAUCUCCCAAAAUAGUUUUUUUUCCCAACAUUUCCAUCCUUACUGAUACAGUGUUUCCCACCGUAAACAUGGAAAUGCGGCUCACCAAGAAAGAAGGAAAAGACCUGGUGGAGGUUGAGUGCCGGGCAACAGGAGGAAGGCCUCACCCAGACAUCACGUGGUCUCUGCCCAGCUCUACUGAUGCUCCGCCUCCUCAGAACUGUGGCCAGGGACUCCAGUCAGUGGCGAGCUGCUGCUGGUUCCCACCGUAUCUCUUUGAAGGGGAAAAUAUCACGUGUGUCUUUGGCUACUCAGUUCUUUCUGCUGUACAGACGAGAACUAUAACACUGCCAACCUACCAUCUCAGGUCUCUACAGCUGAAGCGAGACAGCAUUGGAAUGAACAGUGAAAACACUUCCAUUGUGUUGACACUAGAACAAGGGGACAGAAACAUCAUUAUCGGCAUGGAAACACUAGGGAACGUACCGAGUUAUGAAAUCAGCUGCAGCAAGGAUGGUGAACCUCUGUCAGAAGAUAUAGCCGUGGUGGACAGCGAACUCUCCAUAACAGGCCCUGUCGGCACAAUCCUGGCUGGCCAGUACCAAUGCCAAGCCUCCUACCACAAACAUACAGCUUCCUUACAGUUUGAGAUUAAAGUGAACCCCAGAAUCCUGUUACCAGUGUCUUUCCCUCCAAACAUAAGUGUAAACCUCAGGAAAGAAGCAGAUAGUAUUUACGUUGAGUGUUUAGCCCUGGAUGCGACUCCAGCUGCAAACAUAUCCUGGAUCCUUCCAGAAGACCUGAACACCACGGUGAAGUCUGACAUCACUUCCUCUAACAGAUCGCACUCUGUGAGAAGCGUCCUAACGUUACCUGCCUGCUGGCCCCAAGUUCUUACGGUCCAGUGUGUGGUUGACCAUGUCGGGACCUAGCAGAUACAGAGAGGCGCGAACUUUGUCUUUCCCCGU